GCUGGUGGAAGGCAAGCAGUCUCGCGGAGCGGGAGUUCGAUGCCAAGGGAGCGAUGUAUCGAUGUAUCGAUAGUUUGCCAUCGAUGGAUGGGAGCCUAGGGACCGGCGGGCAGUCCCCGCCAGGAUGAGAAACUGUUGCCAUGGCCUCUCGUCUUAUCCUUACCAUCUUCUUUCUCACGUCAUUAGCGGGGCUGUCCGUAGCUGCGGUGCCUAAUAGGCAGCACAACAAUACGGCAACAAAAAUGAGGUAUAAGUGUCUAAGUCCCUACAGAAGAAUUGGCAACAGGUGUUACUAUCUGAGUGAAGAUAAACUGCCCUGGCGUGAUUCACAGUUUGCUUGUAAUGACCUAAACAAUGGUUACUUAGCAAAAUUAGAUAAAAAUUGGAAGGAUAGAAAGCUUAGAAAUUUUCUAAACAGAUCAAAAGAGCAGAAUGAGAGAUGGAUUGGAAGCAGCUUUGAUGACCGAAGUAAUAAAUGGAUAUGGGCAAAAGGAGGGGAAGCGCUAAGAUAUCGAGGAUUUUCUCAAAAAAGACCGAAUGACAACUACAGGUGGCGGUGUGCCAUAAUGAAUCCAAUUAUAUUUUUCAGGUGGAGUACGCGGAGCUGCCUAACAACAAAAAAAUACAUCUGUGAAAUCCCAAUUGAAAUUAUAGGAGGAGUGAAUGAAAGUAUUAAAAGAAAACAUCUGAAAGGUGGAAGGAAUAGAAGAAUCGGUCAUCGAAAAAAAUAUCAACCAUCACUCUCCAACCAAUUAAAUUAAAUUAAAAACUUUUUGUUAAAUUAAUGUUUUAAGUACAAAAUAAUUAUUUAUAUUUUUUUACAACUUCCAAGUAGCAAAGUAUAAGUAAAUUACUAAUCACAAAAAUAUUGUUUUAAAAGUAAUGUUAAUUUAUGUAUUUAUCAUUCAAUACAAAAAAGUAUUAUUUUGUUGUUAAAUUAAGUUUACACUUAAAACUAAUGUUACAAAUUAUAUUUUAAGGAGCUAUUUAUAUUGCCAUAUUUAUGUGAGUUAAGCUAAGACUAAUUACAGCAAAGCACAUGAAUAAAUUGUAAAGUGAAUAGUUUUUUCAAUCUAUGAAAGUAAUGUAUAAAUCAUUAAAAAAAAUUUUUUUUUUUUU
Nezara viridula (southern green stink bug) is the source of this 1119-nucleotide messenger RNA. Lineage: Eukaryota; Metazoa; Arthropoda; Insecta; Hemiptera; Pentatomidae. The record is from the annotation of a GenBank genome assembly.